AUGUUGCUGCUGGCGCACCUGCUGUGGAACAUUCCGCCUCGCCCCGCCGCUUCCCCGCGCCACGCGUCACCACUGCUCUUCCUCGCCGCCACCUCCGCUCGUCCGUCGCCAAGAUGCCGCCGCGCCGGCCGCGGAUCGUCGGGCUUCCGCGGCAUCCGAGUGCAUCCUAAUGGGACGUUCUACGUGGAGAUUCGCGUCGGCAGCUUCCACGUCACCCUCGGCACCUUCACCACGCCGGAGCUGGCGGCGCGCGCCUACGACACGGCCGCGUGGCGAUUCUGGCGGCCGCGGCGCGACCUCAACUUCCAAGACGUCGAGUUGCUGGAGGAGGCCGAGUUUCUGGCGCCCGUGCCGCGCCUCGUCAGCGAGGAGGACCGCCGCCACCAUUGUGAAAACCCAAGCUCUGGUUCUGUAGCAGAUGGCAGUGGCGUCUAUGUCACUUCCCCCAUGGGGGAGUCUCCCUGGAGGAUUGAUAGGUGA
Molecule: messenger RNA, 480 nt
Organism: Lolium perenne
Lineage: Eukaryota; Viridiplantae; Streptophyta; Magnoliopsida; Poales; Poaceae
Product: ethylene-responsive transcription factor ERF025-like
Biological process (GO): regulation of DNA-templated transcription
Molecular function (GO): DNA-binding transcription factor activity; DNA binding
Source: RefSeq, a predicted model, not a curated record